Lingula anatina is the source of this 1160-nucleotide messenger RNA. RefSeq lists its product as uncharacterized. The record is from RefSeq and is a predicted model, not a curated record. Gene Ontology annotation, molecular function: protein binding. NCBI's taxonomy places the organism in Eukaryota, Metazoa, Brachiopoda, Lingulata, Lingulida, Lingulidae.
AUCGCUCUGUGUAUAAAUACUGCUCCAGAAUACAGGCUUCUUCAGUCGUUGACUCCAGUGGGAUACAAGCAACAACUAUGAAGAUCUUGAUCGUCUGCCUUUUUGCUGUUGCUGUCGCUGCCAGACCCAGUUGGCACAUCAAGCCUCAGGGUUCGGGAGAUGAUAAGGACGAUGACAAAUGCAAGCAACUGAAGGCCCUGGACUGCGCCCAAGUCAUGGCGCCAUGGAACCACGUCAGGAAGUUGUGUGACGUCCAAGGGAACACCUACGCCAACAGGUGCGAGUUCUUCAAGGCGCAAUGCGACAACCCAGACCUGAAGCUGACGCGUUGCGACCGCCCUGACAAACUGAAGCCCGAUGUCGAGACCUUGGCAGGUUCUGGUGAACCAGAAAAACCAGAAGACAAGUGCGAGGAGGUGAAGGACAUGGACUGCUCUGUCAUCGCACGCUGGAACCACAAGGGAACCUACUGUGACAGCAAGGGUAACAAGUACUCCAACAGAUGCGAGUUCGAAAAAGCCCGCUGCGCCGACCCUGAGCUGACCCCCAAGAAGUGCCGUAUGGUCACCCGUGACCGCCCCAGCAGCCGCGUGGACGAGGAGUGCAAGCAGGCAGAAACAGUGGACUGCUCUCUCUUGAAGGAGCACGUUGUCUGUGACGACAAGGGCAAUGAGUACCCCAACAGAUGCUACCUGUUCCAAGCGUACUGCAAGGACCGCACCUUGCAAAGGGCACAUUGUCCACGCCCAACUGACGAGCCCGGCUCUGGUGACCAGUUUGGAGGAAAACCAGAGAAAGCACAAGGCAAGCCAGACCACGCCGGACGCCCAGACCACGCUCAAGCUGUAGGUCAAGUAGAUAAGCAGGACAAAGCAGAUAAAGCACAAGGCAAGCCUGACCACGCCGGACGCCCAGACCACGCUCAAGCUGUAGGUCAAGUAGAUAAGCAGGACCAAGCAGAUAAAGCACAAGGCAAGCCAGACCACGCCGGACGUCCAAGCCACGCCCAAGGUCAACCCCCUGUCCCUCAGCAAGAUUGAACGAAAACUGAAAGUCAUCUGAUUUGAUUUUCAAUCAGUCAUGAACUGUUUUUCUCUUGCUGUGAUCAAUAAAAGUUCUUGAAACUUAGAAAAUAAAACUUUUGCCUUGUAAUAAUUAUA